Molecule: messenger RNA, 285 nt
Organism: Miscanthus lutarioriparius
Lineage: Eukaryota; Viridiplantae; Streptophyta; Magnoliopsida; Poales; Poaceae
Source: the annotation of a GenBank genome assembly
AUGGAGCCGGAGAUGCAGGCGGCGCUGAUGAAGGUCGGCGUGUUCGUGCUGGUGCAGGCGCUGGUGUACCUCUUCCUGUCGCAGUCCUCCACCGUGUUCUCGCGCACCAAGAGCCUCGGCCUCCGCCCCGCGCGGUCGCUCAGCGCGCGCCGCAUGCUCGCGCUGCUCUCGUCCGACCUGCCGCUCGCCGCCGGGGAGCCCUCGCCCGUCGCCGCCGCCUUCGUCCGGACGUGGUCCGCGUCGUCGCCCAUGCUCGCCGCCGCCCACCACCGGAAGCAGGACUGA